AUGGCGCGGGAGCGUAUCCUCAGCCGCUCCAGCGCGCGCCGCGUGCCCGCGGCGGCCGCCGACGGAGGGGCGGACGGGCCGGCUCGCGGAACCCGGCUCUCCCCAGGCGCAGUUCCCCGGGCGGUGGAUCUGGAGAAGUCCCCGCCUCACGCCCUGGCCGGCCGCGCUCGUGCCGCCGCGGCUUGCCGGCAGCGGCGGCUCGAGCAGCGGCGGCGCGGCGGCGGGAUGGGGGCCUAUCCGCGCCGCGGCUGCGGCUGCUGCGCCGCCUGGGCCGCGGUGCCGCUUGCGGCGCUGCUGGGCGCACCGCUGUGGCUGCGGGAGGUCUCCGUGCUCCGGGUCGGUCGAGGCCUGGAGGAGUGCUCCUCGCUGGGCGGCACCAACCUGGUGAUCACAGGCAGCACGUCGGGCAUCGGCCUCGAGGCCGCGCGGCACGCCGUGUCCCUGGGCGCCCAGGUGGUGGUGUCUGGGCCGGACCAGGCCCGGACCAAGCGCGCGGCGAAGGAGGUGCAGGGAGAUGCGUUCCGUGGGCGGGCUGUUCCUAUCGCGAUGGACCUCGGGGACUUCGAUGACGUGCACCGAUUCGCCGCUGAAGUCAGCGCUGCUAUGCCAGUGGUGCAGAUGCUGUACCUCAAUGCCGGCAUUGCAUAUGCGAAUUUCGCUACCGAGUGGUCGAUGAGGGCAGUGCAUUCUAAGCGCGAUGCAGAUUUUGUGUCCAAGAGCGGUCACGACAGGGUGAUGGCGACUAACCAUUUAGGCCACUUUCUGUUGACUGUGCUGCUAGCGCCAGUUCUGGCACCUGGCGCCAGCAUCGUGGUCAUGGGCAGCCAUGGGAUGUGGCAUUGUGGUUUUGGCAGGUUAAUGCCUGACGAUCGGCCCAAGUGGGAGGCACGAGAGGGAGCGCAACUCGUGCAGCGCAAGAAUGCGGCGAUUGCGUACCUGGACAGCAAGCUGGCGAACCGCUGCUUCGUGGGGGCCCUCCGGCGAAAGAGCGCCGAGCUCGGCCUCGAGGGCGCCAGGGUGGUGCUGCACGACCCGGGCAUGGUGCUCAGCAGCAUGGCACGGCACCGGGGCUCGAAGGACACUGCCGCAGGGGAGACGUAUGGGCUCUCGCCGUCGUCGCCGCCCUCUCUCUCUCUCUCUCUUUAG
This is a messenger RNA of Prorocentrum cordatum, 1146 nucleotides long. NCBI's taxonomy places the organism in Eukaryota, Dinophyceae, Prorocentrales, Prorocentraceae. The record is from the annotation of a GenBank genome assembly.